This is a messenger RNA of Brienomyrus brachyistius, 4549 nucleotides long. RefSeq names its product phosphatase and actin regulator 4b (gene phactr4b). The record is from RefSeq and is a predicted model, not a curated record. NCBI's taxonomy places the organism in Eukaryota, Metazoa, Chordata, Actinopteri, Osteoglossiformes, Mormyridae. Gene Ontology annotation, molecular function: actin binding. Gene Ontology annotation, biological process: actin cytoskeleton organization; neural crest cell migration.
UGUGUGUGUGUGUGUGCGCGCGCGCGCAUGCGUUUGUGCAUGCCUGCGUGAGUGUGUGUGUGCGUGCUUGUGUGUGUCCCAGGGUGGGGUGCCAUUUCCUCUCUCCCAUUAGCCGUGCUCCGCUGUUUCCCAGGCCCUGCCCCCGUCAUCCCCGCUCCUCCUCCCUGUCAGCUAGCUCUGAGCUGCAGUAUCCUGACAGUAGGCCUGCUGGACUCCCAGCUUCUGCCGUCCUGCCUCUGCUGGGCGACCUGUUUCCAAAUCUCGCCGGCUGCCGUCACCGAAAGCACCGCCGUCCUUCCCCCCCCUCAUCGCCGGCAGCCGGCCGUCUGCGUCCAGGCUGUGUUUUUGUGAUCCGCUCCUCUCUGAGGAAGGAGGUGCAGGCUGAGGAGAGGCACGGGACGAGACGGGCGGGGGCCCCCAUGGCUGCCUGUCUGUGCGACUGCGUCUUGCCUGAGUGGAGCUCAGCCUCAGAUGAUGAAGUCGACCACCAGCUCAACACGACAGGGAGCGAGGGGGGCAACUCUGGAGACAGCACUCCUCCCACCAAGCGCAAGGGCAAGUUCUCCACCUUGGGCAAGAUCUUCAAACCCUGGAAAUGGAGGAAGAAGAAAAGCAGUGAGAAGUUCAAGGAAACUUCAGAAGUUCUGGAAAGAAAGAUCUCGAUGAGGCGGCCACGGCAGGAGCUGAUCGAGAAGGGGGUUCUGAAGGAGGUCGCGGACAAUGAUGGAGACAAUUGUCAUGGCCCCAAGCCCCCAUACUUGAAGAAUGGUCACACUGCCCCGAUCGGCGGCGGUGGCCGGGCCCUGGAAAUGGCUCGCUCCUCCUCAGAGUCUGACUACAGGACGAACCCAGCUUGGUUGCCCCAGGCUGAGGAGCGCAGGGGAGCUCCAGGUCCCCGAGCUCGAACCCCGGGGGACGCAGAGCGGAAAGUGGGCCCACUAUGGCAGGUGGAAGAGGCCCGGCGGCUUGACAAGAAACCGGCCUUGCAGAAGGCCCCGUCUGAGGACGGCCGCCGCAGCCGGCCCGGCCCUGACACCGACUGGAGGCCCACGCUGCCCCGGCACGCAUCUGCAGAAGAGGGCCGCACACUACGAGAGCCUAACGGCAGCCGCACGCCAGAGGCAGAGGCCCCGCGGGACACCCUGAGGGAGCCAUUGCCCCCCAAACAGCCCAUACUGCCCCCCAAGUGGCUGGUGAGCUCCACCCCGGAUCCCGGCAGUGAUGUCCUGCCACGGCCCACAGCCAGCAGCGGCCCCUCAGUCCCAGGACUUGUUUACUCCUCGUCCUCCUCCUCGUCCGCCACCUCUUCCUCUGUCGGCACUGCUGUGAAGCCCGUGCGCAUCAUGGGCACUCACGGACCCGGCUCAGUGGCUCCGCCCCCCUCCUCCGCUGCUGGUACUGCCCUCCAACCUGUCAAGCAACCACCUAUCCCACCCCCCAAGCCCAUCAAUCGGAACAGCAACCCCACUCUGCUAGGGGAUAACACGCACUUCCCCCUGUACUGGUCUUGCUGGAAGCGGGAGGGCGAGUACGACGUCUACCUGUCCCUGCCCGUCUACCUGUGCCGACGGGCUGGAGCCCCCCGCUCAGCUGAGCUCUCCCAUGCCACCGGUGCAAUUGCUCUGGGCCCGACUAAGCCUUCCCCGCCCAUGCCUCCUAAGAGGACCACCCCUGUUACAAAGCGCAAUUCGGAGGAGUCGUCCAAUCCCCCCAUGUCCAGCGUGCUGCCUGAGGAGGACUUCGCCACCUGCCCGCCGGGCUUCCAGCUACCCCCGCUGCCUCCGCCGCCACCAUCCCCGCCCCUGCCCACCCACGUUCCUCCGUCCCCUCCUCGCCUGGCUCACCACCCCCACCACCACCUGCUGCCCCACCAGCACUCGUAUCCACACCCCCUGCCCCAGCCCAUCCCGUAUGAGCCACCCAGCCCCACUUCGGAGCCAAGCCGCCAGGCCGCCGUGCCCCUGCACAUCAUGAUCCAGCGAGCGCUGACCAGCCCCGGGCCUGCUGUGCCCAAUCCCGACGGCUCACAGCGCGCCCACUCGUUACUCUUCGAGACGCCCCCACCGGAAUACCAGGGCGAGGGGGGGUGGUCGGGGUACCCCCUGCCUGUCACCAUCCAGCCGCUCAAGCUUAACGAGGAAGACUACUCUGAAGAGGAAGAGGAGGAGGAAGAGGACGAGGAAGAGGAGGAUCUGCCCCCGCCGGAGCACAUCCCGCCCCCGCAGCCGGAGCUGGAACCACGGAGCCGACGUUGCUUGGUGGGGGACAUGAGUGUGAGCAUCAUCCCCGAGAUGGAGGGGCCUGCUAGCAGUGAGGAGGACGAGGAGGAGGAAGAGGAUGAAGAGGAGGAGGACGUGGAGGAGGAGGACCCACCUGACGACAGCGACUCGGACGGGCCUGUGCUUUACAAAGACGACGACUCCGAGGAAGAGGAGGAUGAAAGCCCACCCAGUGCACUGGCUAGCCGUGUGAAGAGGAAGGACACUCUGGCUCUGAAGCUCAGCAGCCGGCCCUCGGCUCCAGACCGGCAGGCCAGGGAGGAGCAGGCGACGGUGACGUGGCAGAACCGGGAGCAGUGGGAGGAGAUCCGCACGCAGAUCGGCACGGCGCUCACCCGGCGUCUGAGCCAGAGACCCACCGCGGAGGAGCUGGAGCAGAGGAAUAUCCUACAGCCCAAGAACGAGGCAGACAGGCAGGCUGAGGUGCGGGAGAUCAAACGAAGGCUCACCAGGAAGCUAAGUCAAAGGCCAACAGUAGCUGAGCUCCAGGCCCGGAAAAUCCUUAGGUUCCAUGAGUAUGUGGAAGUCACUAACGCCCAGGACUACGACCGGCGUGCCGACAAGCCGUGGACCAAGCUCACUCCUGCUGACAAAGCCGCGAUUCGUAAGGAGCUGAAUGAAUUCAAGAGCUCUGAGAUGGAGGUCCAUGAAGAGAGCAGGAUCUACACGAGAUUUCACCGGCCUUAGACUCCAGCAACUGGAAGACGAAGCACUUAAAGAAUGAGAGAGCCUGGCCGGGCCCCUAGGCCUCAUGCUCCCAGAAUGGACUGCCUUUAUCAUUCUGAAUGUACAGUACUGCUCAUCAGGAACACGGCAAGAGAAGCCCUCCUCCCAUAGCUGCUCACAACCACUGCAGCCACACGCAGGAUUAAGCGCCUGCGUGCUUGCAGUACUUCUCCGUGGACUUCGGGGGGAGCCAUAGUGCCAAGAGGGCAGAGGUUGCAGGAGGGAGAGGUUUAGAGGCUGUCUGUGUUGUUCAGCCCCCCUCCCCAGGGGCGCUAAGGCCCCUAUAGGCCACAAGUCCGCCCUCCCCUUUCCUCUGGAGAACAUUCGGGUGGCCUUUUUCCUUCAUUUUUUACGGAACAUUUGAUUUCUCUUUCCUUCUUCAUCAGGAAACUAAACUAAGGAAUAAUAAUCAUAACAGUAGUUAAUAUUGAAGAUGAAAAUUAUUACAAUAAGAGCUGCAAGAUACUGACCGAGAUGAAGUGAAAACAAAAUGACAAUGAAGAGAGAGACUCCUGAAGCAAGUGGCUCCGGAAAGAGUGAUGGCAUUCUGGAAAAAUUGUGAAUUUGUGUGUGUGUGUGUGUGUGGGUGUGUGGGUGUGUGUGUGUGUAUAGAUUACUGUAAUUUUUCUUAGACUAUUAACCUGGAAAGUUAUAAUGAACAUUUCGGUAAGAUGCACAAGGUUCUUUUGUUGUUUUUUUUUUCCUUCCUCCUAAUGUACGAUCUCUUCUGAAAUGAGGACUUUUUUUGUGGUGAGGGAGCCAGGGUGAUGUCCCCCCCCCCUCCAAUUUGGGGAGUUGGGCUGAGGUGACGUCAACAGACAGUCCCUUGCCAUAGGAGAAAAACCUGAAGUAGUGUUUUUUUUAAAUGUAUUUAUUUUUUGUUUGCCAUGGUUUAAUUUCCAGUCUUAAAAUAGCGUACGGUCAUUGUGUACCACCUGUCCAGUGCUGUGACAGCCAUAGGUAUCCCAACUGGCCAAUAAUUUUAAUGCCAUUUUGUGUUUUUAAUGGACCUACCACAAAUCCCUUUCAGCAGUUUAAAAACCAGACUGACAAACCAGAUUUAACAACGGGGGGAUAGAACAUGGCACCUUAAUUUGGAAAAAGUCAGGGUUGUACAGCUCUCUGUAGGAGAGAACCACUACAGUGACGCAUCACUGCGAUGGCUGACAGGGAAUCCCUUUCGGCAGGAACAUGUUUGUAGUUUUUGUUUUAUCCCAUAUCGCUCGUGGCCCAAUAGAGACCCAAGUCCUCUGCUGUAUAGAUUUAUCCUGUAGAUUAAACUGACUGUCGUGUAUAUCUUGUCUUCCUAUCGUUUAAAAUAUUUGAAAUAUAAUAAAAGUAUUAGGUUGUUGUUUUUAAGCUCAAAAUAUUCGUGUAUGAUUGAACAACACUAUGAGAAAUGGGAUAUAAACAUACCUGUUCUAUUUUAUGUUACUGUUGUAUAGUUUUUUUAAGACACUUCAUUGAAUUUUAGCAAUUGACAGCGGUUUCUCUGUUUAGCUGAAAAUGGUCACUACCGAAUAUUAAAAGCUUUAAACUAUUAA